AUGGGGCGUUAUUUCAAAUCCGAGUUUUUCAACUUUGAGUUCAUGAGAGUCUUGAAUGGGGUUCCAUUCCAACAUGCAGACAUUGGGGAGUGUAUGGAAGCAGCCGCCCAAAUUAUCGAUGGCAACGCAGAAUCUUGGUUUCAAGCAUGGCAAAUGGCAGCAGAAAAAACAGAAAUGCUAGCGCAGCAAGCUCAUGAAGCGGGCGAUAGAGACGGUGAACGUUGGUCGCUUCUCAAAACUGCCCAUUACUUGAGAUCGAGCGAGAACAUCCUUCAUUUGAAUAUGAACGACCCACGAAUUCUCUCGGUGUCAGAGAAAUCGAUUGACUUCUUCCAACGAGGAAUGUGCCUGCUUGACAGCAAAGUCUAUCGACUCGAGAUACCCUUCGAGGACUAUUUAUUACCAGCAUAUCUUUAUAUGCCCACCUCUGGGAGCCAAAUGAAAGGAGAGAAAAUCCCCUUGAUUGUUCAAACAGCAGGUUUCGACUCUUGCCAAGAAGAAUUGUACUUUUUUGUGGCCUCAGGUGCACGUCAACGCGGAUAUGCAACAUUAACUUUUGAUGGCCCAGGCCAAGGCAUAGUUAUGAGGAAAUUGAAGAAGAAAUUAAGACCAGACUGGGAGGUUGUCAUAUCAAAAGUAUUGGAUUUCGUGGACGAUUUUAGUUCGGGCCAUCCAGAGUUGAAUCUCGAUCUUGAUCGGCUUACGCUAACGGGUAACUCGCUAGGGGGUUAUUUCGUUCUUCGAGGAGCUGUUGAUUCUAGAGUCAAGGCUUGUGUCAGUACAGACGGCUUCUACGAUCUUUGGCUUCUUACAGAUUCGCGACUACCCAGGUGGUUCACAAAUGGAUGGAGAUCCGGCUGGAUAACGGAUGACGUGUUUAAUUCGAUUUUCAACUUUGCUGCCCGGUUUGAUAUUCAAGUCGCUUGGGAGUUUCGCCACGGGAUGUUUGCUUUUGGGGUAGACUCCCCAGCCAAUGUCUUGCGCGAGUUUAUGCGAUAUACUCUGCAGGAAGGAGGGAAAGAAUAUCUUUCAGAUGUGCGGUGCCCUGUGAUGGUCACAGGUGCGGCAGAUACAUUAUAUUUCAAGCCAGAGAUAAGCACGACUUUGAUAUGGAAUGCUUUGGAACAUCUUGACGAUGGAAAGCGAGCAAUAUGGAUCGCAAAAGGGGUUGGCCAGGGAGGGUUGCAAGCCAAAAUUGGCGCAAUGAGUGUGGCUCAUCAAAAGAUGUUUUCGUGGAUGGACGACCAGCUGGGCAUUCAAAGACCAGUGGAGGAGAAAUUGAGGUUGGAAACAUUAUAG
Molecule: messenger RNA, 1299 nt
Organism: Glarea lozoyensis ATCC 20868
Lineage: Eukaryota; Fungi; Ascomycota; Leotiomycetes; Helotiales; Helotiaceae
Product: alpha/beta-Hydrolase
Exons: 2
Coding region: 1-1299 (432 amino acids)
Source: RefSeq, a predicted model, not a curated record